GAAAUCGUGGACUUUCCCCGCUUCCCUCACCGGGGACUGUUGCUAGACACCUCUCGUCACUACCUGCCUCUGAAAGCCAUCCUGGAAACUCUGGUAGGGCGCUUGUGCUGGGAGAUGGGGUGGUUUAGCUCAGCAUCCCUUCCUCUGUGGCAGCUGAGGGCUCCUUGAGUGGUCUGGAGGGCUUUUUGGCUUUUUUGUGUUUCUCCUUUCCAAAGAUCCUAGGAACUGUCUAAUGCAUAGGCCACUGCAUCUACAUCUCAUCGAGGAAGAGCUUGUCAAAGCUAGGCUUUUUGAACAAAACCGGCUUACUUGUCCCUAAGUGAAGCAGCAGGCUGGGGUGGGAUGGCAGGGUGACCUCAAUUCUUAAUACACAGAUGUGCAUCAUGGAAAAAUGUUUCUGUGCUGUAGGUCCUUCCCAGUGCCCAUGGCUGUGUUUGCUCCCAGUGUAACUUGCAGCUGCCUCAUUUGGGUGAUUCCUCAGCUCCUUUUGUAAAUAGGAUAAGGAAGAAAACCCUGAGGUAUCUUGGAUACCUGCAAUCCAGAUUACUUUCCGAGGCCAGGUUGUUUCUGAGGCAGGGGAAAAUGCUGACUUCUUCCCAGCCACAUUAGACAAAGGUGGGUGGUGGUUCUGUGUUCAUCCCAAGCAGAAUUAAGCUUCCAGGUCCCCACCGUUGGCUCAGUUAUAUGGAGAAGAGGGAUUUUUUGUUGUAAGCAGGAGCACUACUGACCACCUGCAACGAUCUGAGGUGUCUGAAUCCCUCUUGGAUCCUGGGGAGCGAUUAGGGACUCUGUCUUGUCCUUCUGGAGCCAUGGGGACCUUGUCCCCUUUCUGUGGCAAGCUGGGUGACCUUUCAGGAGGGACAGGGUGGGUUCAUCUUUGUUCCUGUUCCUUCCCAGGAUGUCAUGGCUUACAACAAGUUCAAUGUGUUUCACUGGCACAUUGUGGACGACCCGUCUUUCCCCUACGAGAGCUCAACCUUCCCAGAGCUCAGCAAGCAGGGAGCCUUCAAUGCCAUGACCCACGUGUACACAGCCAGUGACGUACAGAUGGUGAUCGAGUACGCCCGGCUGCGUGGCAUCAGAGUCAUCGCAGAGUUUGACACUCCUGGGCACACCCUCUCCUGGGGUCCAGGUGCUCCAGGCCUCCUAACUCCAUGCUAUUUGGGGAAGAAUCCUUCUGGGACCUAUGGGCCCAUCAACCCCAUCCUUAACAGCACCUAUGAGUUUGUGACCAGUUUGUUUCGAGAGGUCAGCACUGUGUUCCCAGACUUCUUUCUUCACCUCGGUGGUGAUGAGGUGGACUUCACAUGCUGGAAAUCCAAUCCAAAAAUUCGUGCCUUCAUGAAGGAGAUGGGCUUUGGCGAGGAUUACAAAAAAUUAGAGUCAUUCUACAUCCAGAGGCUUCUGGACAUCACCUCUUCCCUUGGCAAAGGUUAUAUCGUGUGGCAGGAGGUGUUUGACAACAGAGUGAAGGUGAGGCCAGACACAAUCAUCCAUGUGUGGAAGGAGAACUGCGCACCUUACAUGGAGGAGCUGGCCAAUGUCACCAAGGCUGGCUACCGGGCUUUGCUCUCUGCCCCCUGGUACCUCAACCACAUCUCCUACGGGCAGGACUGGAUGGCAGCCUACCAGGUGGAGCCCUUGAAGUUUGAAGGCAGCCCCGAGCAGAAGGAUCGGGUGAUCGGCGGAGAGGCAUGCAUGUGGGGUGAAUAUGUGGACGUCACUAACCUGGCCCCCAGGCUCUGGCCAAGAGCUGGGGCCGUAGCUGAGAGACUGUGGAGUAACGUGACCGUCAGGGACCUGCAGGAUGCCUACGUGCGGCUGGCUGACUUCCGCUGCAAGCUUCUCGGGCGUGGUGUCCAGGCACAGCCUCUUUACAUAGGGUACUGUGAAAAUGAAUUUGGCGGGUUUUGAAGGGCAUGUCCCACUGACCUCGGUCGCUGUGCACACAGGAGUGAUCCCUCUCUCUCAAAAGCCGCUGGAUCAGCAGAGGGACCCCUUCCCGCCCCCAGCUUCUGCUCUUGCUUUGUUGCAAUGAACUUUUUUUUCCUUAGUGUGCACUCUUCGCGUCUUCUUCUAUUUUUAUUUCUUUAAACCUAUAAAUAAAUUACUCUAAAGAGGAAAAAGGUGCCUUUUCAUGCUCAGCAGGGGCUUGGGAGACCGUGCAAGGGGGUUUUGUUAGCAGGAGAAUGGGUUGUGCUUGCUCCCGGAGGUGCCAGGGUGGAGGAACAUCCUGGUGGUUUUGGGGCUUGCUGGGUGCCUGCUCAGCUGGAUAAACUGCCUUUAGUCUCUGCUGCUGAGGGGAUGAGAAGGUGUGGGCUCCCCCAGUUUUUUUCACCUUGACCUCUUACUGUCCACACCUGGACAAUGCACUACUUUGUGCCAGGAUGCUACCUUGUGGUGACCUUGGUUUUGCUUCUGUGGCCUUCCCACAUGCCAGUGGUCAACGUGGUGGUCAGUGUUCCAGGCCUGCAUCUGAGAGUCUUGGUGUGGAUAGUAUUUUCCUUGGAAAAGAGUCUGCUGGUGCUGCUGUCCCACAGAGCUGGGACAGUCGGGGUCUUUGUCGUUGAUGGUUGAGGUUGCCGGGCUGGAAACCACAUUCUGCUCGAAGCGGAGUAUCUCCCAGGGAGAAAUCCUGGCUGAGGGGACUGUUGUACAUGUGGCUUGGUCUUAAAUGAGUUAAAUCAGCUGUUGUGUCUGGA
Egretta garzetta (little egret) is the source of this 2702-nucleotide messenger RNA. RefSeq names its product hexosaminidase subunit alpha (gene HEXA). Gene Ontology annotation, cellular component: membrane. Bases 904 to 1914 code for a protein of 336 amino acids. The transcript has 9 exons. NCBI's taxonomy places the organism in Eukaryota, Metazoa, Chordata, Aves, Pelecaniformes, Ardeidae. The record is from RefSeq and is a predicted model, not a curated record. Gene Ontology annotation, molecular function: beta-N-acetylhexosaminidase activity. Gene Ontology annotation, biological process: carbohydrate metabolic process; glycosaminoglycan metabolic process; ganglioside catabolic process.